Apis mellifera (honey bee) is the source of this 3218-nucleotide messenger RNA. It is a transcript of the gene cora, whose product is annotated as protein 4.1 homolog. Gene Ontology annotation, molecular function: actin binding; structural molecule activity. The record is from RefSeq and is a predicted model, not a curated record. NCBI's taxonomy places the organism in Eukaryota, Metazoa, Arthropoda, Insecta, Hymenoptera, Apidae. The coding region runs from base 179 to 3148 and encodes 989 amino acids. Gene Ontology annotation, cellular component: cytoskeleton; plasma membrane. The transcript has 15 exons.
UAGUCAGCCAUAUUGACUCGCGUAAGAACAUCGAAAGCAGUUCCGUAUUUGUCGUGCUUAUGGUUGCAAUUAGAUGGUGCGUUACUAUCACGGAAAUUUUCUAACUAGUUAUAUUUUCCAUGAACUGUAAUCACUUGUUGAACGAAGAAUUUGAAAAUAAUAAGCACAGGGUUGAAGUAUGCCGGAGGAACAGAAAUCUGCUGGUGGUCAACCAGAAGUAACAGCAGAAAAUGGAACCGAUACAAACUCGCCAACGAAAAGUCCAGUCAGCAAAGGCAAAACAGCUCUUGCCAGGAUUACAUUGCUGGAUGGAACAGUGAAAGAUUUUCAUAUAGAUAGAAAGGCGAAAGGGCAAGAGUUACUUGAUAUGAUAUGUCAAAGUAUGAAUUUAAUGGAAAAGGAUUAUUUUGGCCUUAUUUACGAGGACAGGCACGAUUCACGAAAUUGGUUAGAUCUGGAUAAAAGAAUUGCAAAAUUUAUAAAAAACGAGCCAUGGAAAUUUAAUUUCGAGGUGAAAUUUUAUCCACCGGAUCCGGCCCAAUUACAAGAAGAUAUAACUCGUUACCAAUUAUGCCUUCAAAUAAGAAACGAUAUUAUCACGGGACGAUUGCCAUGUUCUUUUGUAACUCACGCUCUUUUAGGUUCAUAUUUAGUUCAAUCAGAGGUUGGAGAUUAUGAUCCAGAGGAACAUGGCCGUACAUAUUUAAAAGACUUCAAAUUUGCUCCUAAUCAAACUCCAGAGUUAGUGGAGAAAGUAAUGGAUCUGCAUAAAACACAUAAAGGUCAAACACCCGCAGAAGCGGAACUUCACUAUCUCGAAAAUGCAAAAAAACUGGCAAUGUAUGGAGUUGAUCUUCAUCCUGCUAAAGACUCUGAAGGUGUUGAUAUAAUGUUAGGUGUAUGUUCUUCUGGACUUCUCGUCUACAGGGAUCGAUUGAGAAUCAACAGGUUUGCUUGGCCAAAGAUAUUAAAAAUCUCGUACAAAAGGCAUAACUUUUAUAUAAAGAUCAGACCAGGUGAAUUUGAACAAUUUGAAUCGACAAUUGGUUUUAAAUUAGCAAAUCAUAGAGCUGCAAAAAAAUUAUGGAAAGUGUGUGUAGAACACCAUACUUUCUUCAGGCUCAUGAGUCCUGAGCCUGUAAAAAAAGUAGGUUUAUUACCACAUUUGGGAUCUCGUUUCCGAUAUUCAGGUAGAACUCAUUACGAAACGAAGAAAACUCCCAUUGACAGACAACCUCCACAAUUUGAAAGAUCUUUAAGUGGUCGUCGUCCUACAUCUCGUAGUAUGGAUGCAUUAGGAGGUCCUAAACAAGUUGAAUCUUAUGGUUCAGAACCAAGUAAGAGGCAUACAAUGAGCUAUGAACCUGAAAUGAUUCCUGAUAUGGAGCAUAUAGAUCAACGGCCUAGUCCAAUUAAAAAACAAAAAGAAAAGCUCACACGCAAAACAAGUGCUGGAACAACAUCAGCUAGCAGUACCAGUAGCCUGGAAGGAGAAUAUGAUGCAGAUCGUGGCAAAAAGAAACCGGUCGGAGGAAUUGCGGUCCUACCGCCCGGUGGUCUAUUUAAGAAGAAAAAGGAUAAACAAAAUGAAAACGAAAAAGAAAAUCAUAAUGACUUAAAUAAUUCCGAUUUAAUAAAUGAAAGUAUUCUUGAUAAUAAUGAUAUAAAAUCCAGUAAAAAAGAGCUUAAAAAAAAAGAAAAGGAAAUGACAGAAAAAAAUAUUAUUCUUGAAAACAAUGAUAAGAUAAAGUCACCUAGUAAAAAAGAAUUGAAAAAGAAAGAAAAGGAAAUGGCAGAGAAAACUGCUAUUCUUGAUAAUAACGAUAUAAAAUCGCCUAGUAAAAAAGAAUUAAAAAAAAAAGAAAAAGAAAUGGCAGAAAAAAUAGCUAUUCUUGACAAUGAAAUAAAAUCAUUUAAUAAAAAGGAAUUGAAGAAGAAAGAUAAAGAAGCAUCAGAAAAAAAAGAUAAAGAAAUAUCAGAAAAAAAAGAAAAAGAAAUAUCUGAAAAAAAAGAAAAAGAAAUAUCAGACAAAAAAGAAAAAGAAAUAUUAGACAAAAAAGAAAAAGAAAUAUUAGACAAAAAAGAAAAAGAAAAGUUAGAGAAAAAAGAUAAAGAAACAUCAGGAAAAAAAGACAAGGAAACAUCAGGGAAAAAAGACAAGGAAAUAUCAGAAAAAAAAGAUAAGGAAACAUUAGAAAAAAAAGAUAAAGAAAAAAAAGACAAAAUAAAGGAUAUACGGGAUGUAUUAAAACCAAUCUCUUCAAAAACGAAGAAAGUUUUAUCUUCAAAUACUACCCCAACAAUAGUAAAAACAACAACCAAACAAUCAGUAGUAAAGGAUCAAGAAGGCGUGAUACAAAAUAUAGAAGAAAAAGUGGAAGAUCUUACUCCUGGAGGAACAGGCCAAGUAACUGUUUCUACACAAAUUAAUAAGGCAGAGACAUCAGAUGAUGGUAGAGCUCCAUACAUGACAGCAACUGCUGUUACUACACGCACUGCUACAAUGCACGAGGAUCUUGAAAAAAAUCAAAAAACCAGUCAGGUAGAGGAAAAAACUGUAGCACAUACAACAGCAACCAGUGCAACAAGACAAGAACAGAGAGUAGUAACUCAAGAAGUUCGAACAACAAGUCAUGUACUUUCUGGUGAACAGCUGUUCUCACGAAGGCUCAGUACAUCCAGUUCAAGCAGUGAUGAUUCAGGUACUCCAAUUGACCUUGAAGAUGAUCAGCAGGCUUUCUACAAUCAAUAUUAUCAGGGUGAUCCAGCGGGUGUUAUUGAAACUGAAACACAUAUUUACAAAGGAGAGCCAGAAAGUAAUGUAACAACAACUACUACAGUUCCACUAGUAGCAACUGAAACUAGAAAAGUAGCCGUUGAAAGUGAAGAUGGUAUGUACAGUGCAACUGGAGAAAUAGUUAGUUCUCAGACAAUAUCUAGUAAAACUCGUACUGUUGAAACGAUAACGUAUAAAACUGAAAGAGAUGGAGUUGUAGAAACUCGUGUAGAACAAAAAAUUACAAUACAAUCAGAUGGUGAUCCAAUUGAUCAUGAUAGAGCUUUAGCAGAAGCAAUUCAAGAAGCAACUGCAAUGAAUCCUGAUAUGACAGUAGAAAAAAUAGAAAUUCAACAGCAAACAGCACAGUAAAAUAAUUGGUAAAAAUUACUUUUGUAAGAAAUAAAGGGCACUCUUUGUCUAAAAGACUAAUUCUAAGAAA